AUGGUGUUUUCUUGGAGAGAAGAUCAGCGUCUGCUGCUCUGGCUUCUGCUCCUCUCAGCAUGGGAGGCAGGGAGCGGCCAGCUCCACUACUCCAUCCCCGAGGAGGCCAAACACGGAACCUUCGUGGGCCGCAUCGCUCAGGACCUGGGGCUAGAGCUGGCGGAGCUGGUGCCCCGCCUGUUCAGGGUGGCGUCCAAGGACCGCGGGGACCUUCUGGAGGUAAAUCUGCAGAAUGGCAUUUUGUUUGUGAAUUCUCGGAUCGACCGGGAGGCGCUGUGCGGGCGGAGCAAGGAGUGUAGCAUCCACCUGGAGGUGAUCGUGGACCGGCCGCUGCAGGUUUUCCACGUGGAGGUGGAGGUGAGGGACAUUAAUGACAACCCGCCGGUAUUUCCAGUGGCCACAAAGAAUCUGUUUAUUUCUGAAUCUCGACAGCUUGGCUCUCGGUUUUCGCUAGAGGGCGCUUCAGACGCAGAUAUCGGAACAAAUUCAUUGUUGACUUACAGUCUUAACUCCAGUGAGUAUUUUACUUUGGACGUUAAAAGAAAAGAUGAGGAAGUUAAAUCCCUGGGACUCGUGUUGAAAAAACUUUUAAAUCGAGAGGACAUUCCCGAACAUCAUUUACUGAUAACAGCAGUUGAUGGCGGGAAACCGGAGCUAACUGGCACCACUCAAGUGAAGAUCACUGUCCUAGAUGUGAACGACAACGCCCCCGCGUUUGAGAGGACGCUCUACAAAGUCAGAUUAACCGAAAACGCACCAAAUGGUACCGUAGUAGUGGAUGUCAACGCCUCUGAUUUGGAUGAAGGAGUAAAUAAGGACAUUGUAUAUUCUUUCCACACGGAUAUGUCAGCUGAGAUCCUGUCAAAAUUCCACUUAGACCCGGUUAAUGGACACAUCACUGUGAAAGACAACAUAGAUUUCGAGGAAACGAAAUCUUUUGAAAUCCAGGUAGAGGCAGCAGACAAGGGAAACCCUCCAAUGACAGAUCACUGCACGGUUCUCGUUGAAAUUGUGGACGUUAACGAUAAUGUGCCUGAAUUGGUCAUCAAAUCACUAUCAAUUCCCGUGUUAGAAAAUUCUGCACCUGGCACCGUGAUCGCCCUGAUCAGUGUGUCAGACCGUGACUCUGGAGCCAAAGGGCAGAAUUACUAUUCGCUCGUGCUGGACAGCGCCCUGGACAGAGAGACCACACCUGACUAUAAGGUGGUGGUGACAGCCCGGGAUGGGGGCUCGCCCUCUCUGUGGGCCACCGCCAGCGUGUCCGUGGAGGUGGCUGACGUGAAUGACAAUGCGCCCGCGUUCGCACAGCCCGAAUACACGGUGUUCGUGAAAGAGAACAACCCGCCUGGUGCGCACAUCUUCACGGUGUCGGCUACGGACGCGGACGCGCAGGAGAACGCACUGGUAUCCUACUCGCUGGUGGAGAGGCGGGUGGGCGAGCGCUCGCUGUCGAGCUUCGUGUCUGUGCACGCGGAGAGCGGCAAGGUGUUCGCUCUGCAGCCUCUGGACCAUGAGGAGCUGGAGCUGCUGCAGUUCCAGGUGAGCGCGCGGGAUGCUGGUGUGCCUUCCCUGGGCAGCAAUGUGACUCUGCAGGUGUUUGUGCUGGAUGAGAACGACAAUGCGCCCACGCUGCUGGGGCCUCAGGCGGGCAGCACAAUAAGCGAACUGGUGUCACGGACAGUGGGUGCAGGGCAUGUGGUGACAAAGGUGCGCGCAGUGGAUGCGGACUCUGGCUACAAUGCGUGGCUGUCCUAUGAGCUGCACUCGGCCAUGGGCAGCGGGCGCCUUCCGUUCCGGGUGGGUCUGUACACAGGUGAAAUCAGCACCACUCGUGUCCUAGACGAGACAGAUGCGCCAAAACAGCGCCUACUGGUGCUGGUGAAGGAUCAUGGCGAGCCAGUGCUGACAGCCACAGCCACCUUACUAGUGUCUCUGGUGGAGAGUGGGCACACGGCAAAUGCCCCAUCACGGGCCUUGGUGAAUUCUGCGGGCAGGGAGGCAUCGCUGGUGGAUGUCAACGUGUACCUGAUCAUCGCCAUCUGCGCCGUGUCCAGCCUGAUGGUGCUCACGCUGCUGCUGUACACCGCGCUGCGCUGCUCAGCGACACCCACAGAGGAUCCCUGCGGUCCUGGGAAACCCGUGCUGGUGUGCUCCAGCGCAGUGGGGACCUGGUCAUACUCACAGCAGAGGAGACAAAGAGUGUGCUCUGGAGAGGGUCCGCCCAAGGCCGACCUCAUGGCCUUCAGCCCAAGUCUUACACCCUGUCCAGUUAAUCAGGAGAAAGAGGACAAACUGCUAUCAGACAUUGAUUUCUCCGUCAAAGUGAGUAAUUUUCCCCUCUAA
This is a messenger RNA of Alexandromys fortis (reed vole), 2343 nucleotides long. Its product is annotated as protocadherin alpha-3-like. The transcript is spliced from 2 exons. Gene Ontology annotation, biological process: homophilic cell-cell adhesion. Gene Ontology annotation, cellular component: plasma membrane. Lineage: Eukaryota; Metazoa; Chordata; Mammalia; Rodentia; Cricetidae. Bases 1 to 2343 code for a protein of 780 amino acids. The record is from RefSeq and is a predicted model, not a curated record. Gene Ontology annotation, molecular function: calcium ion binding.